Messenger RNA from Hansenula ciferrii, 690 nucleotides. RefSeq names its product Rrp1p (gene RRP1). The coding region runs from base 1 to 690 and encodes 229 amino acids. Gene Ontology annotation, biological process: rRNA processing. Gene Ontology annotation, cellular component: preribosome, small subunit precursor; preribosome, large subunit precursor; nucleus. The record is from RefSeq and is a predicted model, not a curated record. The transcript has a single exon. NCBI's taxonomy places the organism in Eukaryota, Fungi, Ascomycota, Saccharomycetes, Phaffomycetales, Wickerhamomycetaceae.
AUGUGGUUUUGUGAUAGACCAAGACCUCAACAAAGAUUAGCUUUAGAAUUGGCAAAUUUAUUUGAAAUUAUUCCAUUGAAGAAUCUCUCAAAAUUCCAAAAAUCUUGGUGGGUUAUUAUAACAAAAGAAUGGAUUAAUAUUGAUCAUUGGAGAUUAGAUAAAUUUUUAAUGUUGAUUAGAUUCGUAUUGAAUUCAAUUUUUAAAAGAUUAAAUUCUGAAGAAUGGGAAAAAUCAAUUGUCGAGGAUUUUUUAACAAUCUUAAGAGAAGGUCCAUUAAGUGGUGAUAAAUCAAUUCCAACUGGUAUUCCAUUUCAUAUUAUUGAUAUUUAUAUUGAUGAAUUAGAAAAAGUUUUAUUCAAAGAUUUAAAAAAUGAUGAAGAAAGUGACGAAGAAGAAGAAGAUGAUAAAAUUCAAGAAAAACAAGAAAUAAUAAAUAAAACUCCAAUUGGUCAAUUAAUAACGGUUUUCCAAGAUUUAAGUGAAAAUGCUCCUUAUAAAACUCUUAGAGAAAAAAUUAAAGAUGAAAUUUUAAAUGAUGAUAGAUUGAAAAAUUGGGGUGUUAUAGAAAUUAUUGAUAAAAAAUUAAAAAAAUUAAAUAAAUCAAAUGAUGAAAGUGAAAGUGAUGAUGAAGAAGAAAAUGAUGAAGAUGAAGAAGAAGAAAGUGAAGAUGAAUGGAAUGGGUUUGAAUAA